UCCCUGUUAGCAUCGGCUGCCUGUCAAUGGUGUGCUGUAACAUUAUGUUCUGCAAUGUUAGCAACAGAAAAAAACAGCAAUUGAAAAGUCUUUCCAUGAACUAUCAGUACUCACAAUCAGCUUAGAGUGUUUUUUUCUGGAUGCUGUACAGAUCGGUCCAGGUGGUAAUAUAUUUGAAUUUGUAAGGUGUUGGAGGAGGAAAGUAACUUUUCCAGUUGAUGCCUUUAAAGUACAUAUAACUGCAGUCAUGUAGAAAUGACUUCUGCAUAGCAAACUCGUUACUCAUAACUGCAGUAAUAUCGCUAUGACGUUUUUUCGUAGCAAACUAGUUUUAAAAAGGAAUCAUAAAGCAAAGGUUUAGUGAAAUACUGAUCUUCAAUAGCGCAUUAUGUUUCCAUUAUAGGAUAUUUAAUGAUUCCAAUAUAUUAAAGAGCUGUGCAUAUGCUGGUUUCCUUUUAAACAGUUCAAUACGGUGAAGUCAGUGUGCUUGGCUGAGAUUAAUGCUAAAUAUAGAUCCAUAGAGACAGUCUGUUUCAUGACUGCCUUCAUGGGUCCUGCAGGGGCUGACAGGCUCCUAUGGGGCUAAAAGUGGAGGGGAACAGCAGUACAAGUUCUGCUCUGGGGCUUUGGCACGGGCUGAGUUCCUCCACGCUGGCCUUUUACCUGAACGUGGCGAUGUUAUACAAUGGAGAAAACUUCUUUGGAAAUUAACCUCCCCAGUACUGAUGAAGAAAGAAAGCUUUACGUAGUUGAUUCCUUAAACAACCUGAACAAACUAAAUGUUUGCCCAGAUGAAUUUCAGCGUCCACUGGGUGAGGACGUUGAGAGCACUGGUGGUACUAGAGAGAACCUAGCAGGGAGCAAAACAAGAAACCAGUGCUACUUCUUCAUUGCCUUCAUUCUUACUUUGAUUGUCAGUUUGGCAAUUGUUUCAUUUGUAAUAUUCUUAAUAAUUCAAACUAGAAACAAGAUGGACCAAAUAUCAAGCAGACUCAUAUCUGAAAGGAAGAACAUAGAAGAGCUUAAGAAAAUGAACAAUAUGAUACUUAAGUAUCUAAAUCAAUCAGGAAUGAAGGAAAAGGAAAGAUACCUCUUCACACAGUCUCCUGAGCUUCAUGAUUACUUCUUCACCCAUCCAGAAAUGAAAGUCUCUGGAAAAUAGAUCUACUCUGGAAUGAAACUCAGCAUCACUUUAUUCAUGUAUUCAGAUGUUUUCACAUAUGAUAUACAGACAUUCUGAUAUGGUCACAGGAAAAUUACAAAGGCUAUCUGAAUGAAAAAUAUUAGAAAAGAAUAUUGGAUUCUGUUUGAUGUGAACACAGAUUUUGAAAACUAAGCCCAUAUAAUUCACUAUGAACAGUGAAUAGUCAACAAUUUUCAGUAGUUUCAGAUUCUCUGUGCGCUCUAAAUUACAGAGCUAGGAGCUUAGUUUUACUUCAGAUGUAAGAGAACACAUAGAAUAGUGAUUUUUACUCAAGUGAUUCCUGCAUGGCCUUGUUGACAUUGGAACAACUUCUGUCUUUGCUUCUAUAUUAUUUGUAUUCAUAGAUAACUGCAGAUUUCAUCACUUACAAAUAAAUACAGUUUUGCCACUGA
Messenger RNA from Lagopus muta (rock ptarmigan), 1596 nucleotides. RefSeq names its product leucine rich single-pass membrane protein 1 (gene LSMEM1). The coding region runs from base 686 to 1162 and encodes 158 amino acids. The transcript has 4 exons. The record is from RefSeq and is a predicted model, not a curated record. NCBI's taxonomy places the organism in Eukaryota, Metazoa, Chordata, Aves, Galliformes, Phasianidae.